Molecule: messenger RNA, 1892 nt
Organism: Jaculus jaculus (lesser Egyptian jerboa)
Lineage: Eukaryota; Metazoa; Chordata; Mammalia; Rodentia; Dipodidae
Gene: Bbc3
Product: BCL2 binding component 3
Exons: 4
Coding region: 341-922 (193 amino acids)
Biological process (GO): positive regulation of release of cytochrome c from mitochondria; execution phase of apoptosis; release of cytochrome c from mitochondria
Cellular component (GO): mitochondrion
Source: RefSeq, a predicted model, not a curated record
UCCGUCGGGCUGGGCGGCCUGAGAGGCAGAGCGCGAGCCACAUGCGAGCUGGGCGCCUGGAGAGAGAGAGGGAGGAGAGAGGCCAGGGGGAGCUCGGCGGCGGGGAGCACGACACGGACGCGCCCGAGGCCCGAGCAUCCUCCUCACCAUCACCACCAUCACCGUCUUCAGCAGCAGCAGCAACAGCAGCAACAGCCGUCACUGCAAGUUAGAGCCGCAGCAGCCGCAGCCGCAGCGAGCGGCGCUCGGCGGGCCCGUCCUCCGCCGGGAAGCCGCCCGCUCCCGGGCCAUCACCGCCCUUCUCCGGCUUGUUCAUGCCCCCGGGGCCCCAGGGAGCGCCAUGGCCCGCGCACGACAGGAGGGCAGUUCUCCGGAGCCCGUAGAGGGCUUGGCCCGCGACGGCCCGCGCCCCUUCCCACUCGGCCGCCUGGUCCCCUCGGCUGUGUCCUGCGGCCUCUGCGAGCCCGGCCUGCCCGCCGCCCCCGCCGUCCCCGCCUUGCUGCCCGCAGCCUACCUCUGCGCCCCGACCGCCCCGACCGCCGUCACCGCCACCCUGGGGGGCUCCCGCUGGCCUGGGGGUCCCCGCAGCCGGCCCCGAGGCCCGCGCCCUGACGGUCCCGAUCUCUCGCUGUCCCCGGCCGAGCAGCACCUCGAGUCGCCCGUGCCCAGCGCCCCGGAGGCCCUGGAGGGCGGUCCCACCCAGGCGGCCCCGGGAGUGCGCGGGGAGGAGGAGCAGUGGGCCCGGGAGAUCGGGGCCCAGCUGCGGCGGAUGGCGGACGACCUGAACGCGCAGUACGAGCGGCGGAGGCAAGAAGAGCAGCAGCGACAUCGCCCCUCGCCCUGGAGGGUCGUGUACAAUCUCUUCAUGGGGCUCCUCCCCUUACCCAGGGGCCCUGGAGCCCCAGAGAUGGAGCCCAAUUAAGGUGCCUGCACCCGCCCGGUGGACGUCGGGGACUUGGGGGGCAGGACCCCCUCACUUUCUGAUGCCCUGGCCAGCGCGGGGGGACGUUUUCUGCACCAUGUAGCAUACUGGACUGUGAACCCUGCUUGUCCCAGGGGCAAGGCCAGGGGAGCUACUCCAGCCCCAGGAAGCCUGGGUGCAUUAAUGGAGAUACGGACUUGGGGGACCCUGGCCCCCCGGAAGCCAGGGGAGGGAGGGCUGAUGAACUCAAAGGUGACCGAGGGGGUGGGAACCGAGCCGCCCGCCUCUGCUGCCCACCACCAUCUCAGGAAAGGCUGCUGAUGCUGGCUGCCUAUUCCAGCUGCAGGUGGGACGCUGGGGGUGUCCCCAGCGCACCUUGACUUUGGGUCUGGCCUCAGGCCCCUGGUGCUUCCCCCCCUCCUCCUGGGGAGGGGGACCCCCGUGAAGAGCAUAUGAGCCAAACCUGACCACUAGCCUCCUGGAGCCAGAGAAUGGGGGGGUGGGGGCAUGUGACAGCCUCCCCAACCCAGAGCCCAGCCAUCUUCCCUGAGCCGCCGGUGGGCGGUUGGACAUGCCUGCCUCACCUUCAUUGGGGGGGUGGCCAGGAGGGGCCCAGACUGUGAAUCCUGCGCUCUCCCCAGGACCACCCCCCAGUCGUCCCCAUCCAUCCCAUUGCAUAGGUUUAGAGAGCACGUGUGACCACUGGCGUUCAUUUGGGGGGUGGGAGGCUUGGCAAAAGCAUCCCCAGCCUUAGUCCCCGGGCGAAGCGCUGGGGGGAAGACGGGAGUCAGGGAGGGGGGGAGUCUCAAGAGGGAGGAGUCUGGGAGCGGGGAGGGACGGCCCAGCCUGUAAAAUACUGUACAUGCGCUGCUGUAGAUACCGGAAUGAAUUUUCUGUACAUGUUUGGUUAAUUUCUUUUGUACAUGAUUUUUGUAUGUUUCCUUUUCAAUAAAAUCAGAUUGGAACAGUG